Messenger RNA from Sphaeramia orbicularis (orbiculate cardinalfish), 5046 nucleotides. Its product is annotated as voltage-dependent calcium channel subunit alpha-2/delta-4-like. Gene Ontology annotation, molecular function: voltage-gated calcium channel activity. Bases 732 to 4031 code for a protein of 1099 amino acids. NCBI's taxonomy places the organism in Eukaryota, Metazoa, Chordata, Actinopteri, Kurtiformes, Apogonidae. Gene Ontology annotation, cellular component: voltage-gated calcium channel complex. The transcript has 40 exons. The record is from RefSeq and is a predicted model, not a curated record.
AGGGUCGUUUCUCUUCCGGUAUCUCUGAUUGGUUGGAGGAGAGUCUGUCUCCAGAAAUUGCUCUAAUCCUCUUAGAUAAAACACAGUGCUCGUCCAAUCCCCUGCCCAAUCCCUCCCCUCUCCUCUCUCUCCCCCUGCCUCUCUCUCUCUCUCUCUCUCCCUCUCUCAUGGGGAAGAGGAGUUUUUAAUCCAAGUGGAUUACGUUGCAAAUUGGGCGACAGUGGAGGCAAGCGGCUGCAAAAUCUGGUGCAAACUGCCAGGUUCUAUCUUUUUAAAUAUAUGCAAAAUGCACAAAUGAACCCACUUGUUAUUCAAGGUGUCAUGAGGAACUAACUGGAUGUACCUGCAAAAGAACUUGGAAGAAGCUGGGGGAGACAAGGAAAACUUCUGUGCCUCACUUUACCCAUCUGAAGAGACCGCCACUCUGCCUCUUUCACCUGUCAUCUUUAACACCUUGGAGGACUUUAAACUCAUUAAGGAUCUUCUAGAAGUUGAGGAGAUGAGUGGGUAAACCAGAGAAGAUGCCAGCAGAAGGUCUGGUUUCAGCGAAUAUGACAGAGAGUAUUCAGGCUCAACAAUCCACUGACACAAACGUCCCAGUUGUCAUUUAGCCAACAUGAGGAAACCAUGUCCUACAGACUCCUCAUGAACUGUCAGAGUUGAUCCGAGUUUAUGAAACUUCCUCCUGAGUUUUAGAGUCUGACCUGUGAGGGGUUUGAGUUGGAAGCAGGAUGGAGAGCAGGACACCGGGUUUCAGAGAGCUCCUGAAGAUUCUUGGAUUCUUCUGCUUGUGGAUUACAGCUCAGGCUCAGAUGAAGAUCCCACCAGAGACGGUGCAGCAGUGGGCGACUGCAUUUUCUGCUCAGCUUCGAGACAUUAGCACCAAAUACUCUGGUUCUCUUCUGCUGCAGAAAAAACUGAAGGACGUGGAGUCAAUCAUUAAGAUCGUAGAGGUGGAUGGAAACGAUUUAGUUAAGGACUAUUCUGAUGAAAUUGAAAGGAUGUUGGGGAGUAAGAUGAAAUCUGUCAAGCGGUUAGCAGAGUCAGCAGAGGAUGCUGAUCUGUACCAUGAAUUCAACGCUUCUUUAGAGUUUGAUUAUUACAACUCCAUGUUAAUCAACACAGUGGACGAGGAUGGAAACAACAUAGAGCUGGGAGGAGAGUUUCCACUUGAGGAAAACGAACACUUUAACAACCUUGCAGUGAACACGCAACAGAGCGACAUUCAAGUCCCCACCAACGUCUACAACAAAGAUCCCAACAUCCUAAAUGCCAUCUAUAACUCAGAGGCUUUGAAUGACGUCUUCAUCAAUAAUUUCCAGAAAGAUCCGACACUCACUUGGCAGUACUUUGGCAGCUCCACUGGCUUUUUCAGAAUCUACCCGGGCAUUAAAUGGACUCCAGACUCUAACGGCGUGGCAGCUUUUGACUGUAGGAACAGAAACUGGUACAUUCAGGCAGCCACAUCUCCAAAGGACAUCAUCAUUAUGGUGGACAUCAGUGGUAGCAUGAAGGGACUGAAGAUGACGAUUGCUAAACACACUAUCAACACCAUCCUGGACACACUGGGAGAGAACGACUUUGUCAACAUCAUCGCCUAUACGGACUAUGUUCGGUAUGUGGAGCCAUGUUUCAAAGGGACGCUGGUCCAGGCUGACUUGGACAACAGAGAGCACUUUAAGGUUCUGGUGGAAGAGCUGCACGUUAAAGGAGAAGCGAAGAUCAAGAAUGCGAUGAAGGAGUCUUUCAAAAUUCUCAAUGAGGCCAGAGCAAAUGGGCAGGGCAGCAUGUGCAACCAGGCCAUCAUGCUGAUCACAGACGGAGCCAUGGAGGACUUUGAGUCUGUCUUUGAGGAGUUCAACUGGCCUGAACGCAGGGUGCGAGUCUUCACUUACCUGAUUGGCAGAGAGAUGACCUUCGCUCAAAACACAAAAUGGAUCGCCUGCAACAACAAAGGUUAUUACACACACAUCUCCACGCUGGCCGACGUGCAGGAGAAUGUUAUGGAGUAUCUGCACGUGCUCAGCCGGCCAAUGGUAAUCAACCACGACCAUGACAUCAUUUGGACGGAGGCCUACAUGGACACUGUGCUCCCCAACACCAAGGAGCUCUUCACCACUAAAGCUCAGAGUCUGCUGCUGAUGACCUCCGUGGCCAUGCCCGUCUUCAGUAAAAAGAAGGAGACACUGUCCCAUGGGAUCCUGCUGGGUGUCGUCGGCUCUGACAUCCCACUGAUGGAGGUGAUGAAGCUGGCACCCAGAUACAUGCUGGGAGCUCACGGUUACGCCUUCCUCAUCACCAACAACGGUUACAUCCUGGCUCACCCUGACCUUCGACCUUUGUACAAAGAUGGAAAGAAACUGAAGCCGAAGCCAAAUUACAACAGUGUGGAUCUGUCUGAGGUGGAGUGGGAAGAUACCGAGGAGAUGCUAAGAACAGCCAUGGUGAAAGGAGAAACGGGCAGCAUCAGUCUGAGCGUCAGAGCUUCAGUGGAUAAAGCGAAACGUCCUCUGUACCUCAUCAACGAUUACUACUACACAAACAUUGACGAGACACCUUUCAGCUUCGGCAUGGUGCUCACCCAGGGUCACGGAAAACUGAUGUUUUUGGGAAAUGUAUCAGUGGAAGAAGGGCUGCAUGACCUCACUUCUCCAGACCUCUCCAUCGCCUCAGAGUGGACUUACUGUGAAACUGACAUUGACCCCGCCCACCGAAAAUACACCCAGCUUCAGGCCGCCAUUCGCUACCUGCUGGGGAAAGAGCCAGACCUUGAGUGUGAUGAAGUGUUGCUGCAGCAGACACUGUUUGAUGCCGUGGUAACGGCUCCGCUGGAGGCGUACUGGAAUGCCCUGAUGCUCAAUGACAGGGUGGAGCCAGGGCUUGAGACAGCGUUCCUCGGGACUCGUUCUGGUCUAAUGAGGAUCAUGCGAUAUGCAGGAGUGGAGAACAGAGUGGCAAAGAAGUUUCUGACGCCAUCUGAUAAGGACAACCUGUUCACCAUCGAUCACUUCCCUCUGUGGUACCGCCUCGCUGUGGAAAACAUUCCUGGAAGGUUCUUCUAUUAUCCUGUCAAUGAUAAAGGAGUGAAAUACGUCAUAGCAACAACAGCAGUGAUGGUGUCAUCUGAAGGAAAGACGGCCGUGGCUGGAGCUAUCGGGGUGCAGAUGUCCUUGGAUUUGCUGGAAAAGAGGUUCUGGGCCGUCGCCAAGCAGCCCAGUGACACUGAUUGCUCAAAUAUUGAAGGUGUGUGUCCUCUCAGCUGUGAGAGUCCAGAUCUGAACUGUUUCCUGGUCGACAACAAUGGCUUCAUUGUGCUGUCCAAAGAGAGGAACGAGGUCGGUCGUUUCUUUGGUGAAGUGGACGGGUCCGUCAUGGCGUCACUGAUCAAGAUGGGGAUGUACAGGAAGGUGUCAUUGUAUGAUUACCAGGCGAUGUGUAAGAACAGUCACCAUCACGCCAGCAGUGCCCGGCCUCUGCUCAGUCCGUUUUAUGGCAUCGUGGCUUUAAUGCGAUGGUUUUUCUCCAACGCGCUGAUGUUUUUACUGGACUUCAACCUCUGCGGCCUCUGGCACUCGGAUUAUUUUGUGGACGCCAAGGCUGGCUAUCACACCAGUCAUAAACAGAAGAAGGUGGAGGCGUACCUGCCCUGCGAUACGGCGUAUCCCGGCUUCAUGUACGACUCGUCUGUGAGGGAAGCAAACAGCCUCAUCAAGUGUGGACGCUGUCAAAAGAUGUUUGUGGUGCAGCAGGUUCCUGACACCAACAUGGUUCUGGUUGUGACCCAGGCAGACUGUGACUGCUCCCGUCAGUACGGACCCAUCAUGCUGGAACCCAAAGAGAUUAAAUAUAACGCCACUGUGAAAUGCAACAGGAUGAAAUCACAGAAGGUGCGACGGCGUCCGGAGUCCUGCCACGCCUACCAUCCAAAGGAAAAUGCUAAGGACUGUGGAGGAGCGUCGUCCAUUUCUCCGUCUUUCACACUCUUUUCUGCCUCGCUGUUCGUCGUCCUGGUUCUCCACCGUUGGACUUAAACCAGGAACGUCCAAAGAACCCGGAUCUUCUGAGUGACCCAGGAGCAGAGACUGAAAGGAUGUUUUUGGAUUGUUUAUGUUAUUCCUUUGGAGAGACAACAGGACUACUCUGACUGUCUCUCCUGCUCCAGAAUUCAAGGGCUAUUUGACUUCUUCAGGAAACUGAACGUGGGGGGGGUGUCUCCACUGAUGGAGGAACUGAAGGACACAUGGCGCCCCCUGCAGGACAGGUGAUACCAGUGCAGCUUGGGGAGAAACGUUGCCAUUACACUUUAACAAGAAUGUAGCAUCUUUGUAGCUUUUUGAUACAGAAACAUUGUAUAAAAGUAGAGUUUUACAUUCACACGAUCGACUAAAACUAUUAACAACAUAGGACGGUGACGUUUAAGGGACGUUAUCGAACAGGAGAGUGGGUUUUCUGAUGUUCAGACCACAGAUAGUCCAACAUGAAAUCACAGCGACAUUAGGAUUAUUUUCAUUGACGAUAAAAAUGUUAAUAGCUUUUUUUUUAUUAUUAUUAUUAUUUAUAAUAAAGUUAAUUUGAUUUUUGCAGCUCUUAACAUGUCAAAGUAUUAUUCUGAUUAUAUUUUACAUGGAUCAGUUCAGUACAUAACAGGUGCACGUCACAGUAUUUAUUUGUGCAGGGUUUUAGCAUCUGAUAAGUUAAAAAAAAAAAAAACUCAAUCUGCUUUUUAUUUAAUUUGAAUUUUUGGAAAUUAUGACAACACUGGAAUAUCUGUCAGAAUGUUGCAGAAGAAUGAGAUGGAAAAAUUACGCACAUGAAGCACUGAAACAUGUCGGGCUUUGACUAGACAGGAAUAUUUAUGUCAGUUCGAGCCAAAAAAAACGAUCAGUAUUUGACGGCAGCAGCGAUAGUAGUCGAUACAACUGAAACAAAAGUGCCAUGAGUCUGAAUCUGAACACCAAGAAAGUCUGAUGGUGAUUUAUUAUGUGUGAAAACUGUCCUGAAUACAGAGCAAAAUCAUCGAUAAAUAAAUAAAAAUGUUCACUCCUA